Molecule: messenger RNA, 871 nt
Organism: Cydia pomonella (codling moth)
Lineage: Eukaryota; Metazoa; Arthropoda; Insecta; Lepidoptera; Tortricidae
Product: PI-stichotoxin-Hcr2f-like
Exons: 3
Coding region: 124-363 (79 amino acids)
Molecular function (GO): serine-type endopeptidase inhibitor activity
Source: RefSeq, a predicted model, not a curated record
AGUGUUGAUUCUCCUGUAUGUUUGUAGAGAUUGCAAAAUAAUGAAACAAUAGUUUACUACAAACAGUUGAAGUCAAGCAACAGCAGCUAUUGCAAGUGCCACCUUAAAAAAAAAAACAAAAAAAUGUUUAACAAGUUUAUAGUCUGCUUUUUCUUUUUAAACCUUUUGUUCAAUGGAAGCUUGUGUCAGAGUGACGUCUGUUCUCAGCCUUUAGUUGAACCGGGAAAGUGUAGAGCUAGCAUUAAGAGGUGGGGCUACGACCCGGAGAUAGGAGAAUGCCGGGAAUUCACGUGGGGCGGCUGUGACGACAACGGGAAUAAUUUCGAGUCUUACUCGCAGUGCAAAUACACUUGCGAGACUUAGUGUACUACCAACUAUUAAAACUCUUUAUGCUUAUUACCUACUUGCUCGUAUUUAAUUAUUAUCGAUCUUAAAUUAAGAAUGUGAAUCUUAUUAAAUAUGUUACAACGGGUCACUCACGUAUUUUAACUUUAAGUCGGAAACGCUCGACAUAACGGAGUGAAACAUGUCGAGCGUUUUCGAAUAAUUAUAUAGAAUCAGGCGUUACUUUGCUAAUCCGCGAGAAAAUAAAAUGGGUUGUUAUAUUUAUUUGCGUAUUUAUUUUUGCGGUGGGUGGGAACAUUAAUUGCAUGUAAAAAUACGCAAGUAAGUAUAACGGGUUAGCACUGAUUGACUAGGAUGUUAUUUUCUCGCGGAUUAGCAUAGUAAUAUUUCUUGUUUUAAUGAGCGUUUUCGACUUAAAACACGUGAGUGACCCGUUGUAACAUAUAUAAUGUCUGUGUCUCACGGAAAUUUUGUUAUUAAAAUGUGAAUCUUAAUGGUUUCCAACUGAAUAAAUUCGAUGUUUUGA